AUGUCGGAGAAAGCGCCACUUAUCCCAGUUGCCACACCGGCCGAACGAUCUCCGCGCGUGCAGCGCUGCACCAAGACGCGUGCGAUUGGAAGGCUACUCACGACAGCUGCUGCGGCUGGACUCAUCUACUAUGGUAUGCCAUAUGCUGGCGAACCUGUCCUUGAGAAGAAGUCUGAGCUAUGUGUGACUCCCGCGUGCGUGCACGCUGCAUCGGAGCUAUUGUACAACAUGUCGCCCGAUUACAAAGAAAUUGAUCCUUGUGACGAUUUUGAGGAGCUGGUCUGUGGUGGUUGGCGAGAGCGCCACGAUCUACGAGCCGACCAGGGCUCCGCGUUCACGGGCACCCUCAUUCCAAUGCAAUUGAUGGCCGUCGAAAAGUCCAUAGAUGAGAAGAAUUUCGACAAGAUGAAGACUGCAUACGAGGCCUGUCUUGAUGAAAAUCAUAUCAAAGAUGUUGGUCUCAAACCGCUCAAUCAGGUCUUAGAAGAGAUCAAGAAGGCGUACCCAACUGUCGCGUCUGGAACAUCCAACGAGCAUGACUUGAAGGAGCCCAUACUUUUACUUGCCAAAUACGGUAUUACAAGCCUGGUGAGCACUGACACUGGACCUGAUGACACGAAUCCCGAUAGCGUCGUGGUUUCAAUCAGUGCACCAUACAGCUUUGGCCUUCCAUCUCAGGAACGAUACAAAGAUGACAAGUUGGUGGAGAAGUAUCGCGAUGUGGCCGUAGAAGUUCUCGCCGCUCUGUACCCUGAACAAGGCAAGGAUUCAUUUGCCAAGGUCGUUGACCUCGAGAAACAGCUCGCCGCAGCCGCCCCAGCUUCAGAAGACAGAGACGACGUGGUGAAAUACUACAAUCCAAUGAAGCUUGACAAAGCUGCAGCUAUCGCGCCAGAAAUCGAACUUCGAGCGCUUAUCGAAGGUCUUGCGCAAUCGGACUCCAAGGUUGAACGCGUCAUUGUUAUGGCACCAGAUUACCUCAAGCAACUGUCCAGCAUCCUUGCUGCCACUGAUAGGGAGGUUAUGCAAGGCUACUUCUUGUGGAAGGCUGUUCAAUCUUUGUCGUCCUUGGGCUGGAUUUUAAGCCGCUUUUUUGUUGAGAAGGCUUUCUCAGCUGAGGCGAAGACGUUUGGAGACACAAUCGUCACCGACAUCAAGACGGAAUUCAUUAAGAAGCUCAAGGCCGUUGAUUGGAUGGAUAAAGAGACCACCAAGAAAGCGAUCGAAAAGGUUCACAACAUCGUCCAGAAGAUCGGCUACCCCACAAAGAGCCCCGACAUCAUGAACCCACCGGCGCUCCGCGAUUUUUACGAGGCGGUAAACAUUACAUCUGAUUUCUUUCAGAAUCAUCUAUCCGUGAAUCGCUUCGGGGUAGAGUUUGUGUGGUCACAGUUAGGCAAACCAGUUGAUCGUGACGAAUGGGGCAUGACGGUGCCUACGGUCAAUGCCUACUACAAUCCACCUGGACAGGAGAUCGUAUUUCCAGCCGUAAAUAUGGCAUCGCUGACUUCUGAUUCGCAGGGCAUCAUGCAAAGACCAGUGUUCGAUGUCGAAUUGCCUGCAUACAUGUCUUACGGUGCUUUCGGAUCUGUAGCUGGACACGAGCUGAGCCACGCUUUCGAUUCAACAGGCCGGCAUUACGAUAUGAUUGGAAACUUCACCGACUGGUGGUCAAACUCAACCGUCGAUGCCUUUAAGGAGAAAGCUGAGUGCUUCGUUAACCAGUAUCACAAUUUUACUGUUCCUGGGCCAGACGACAAACCUCUCCAUGUUAACGGUCGACUCACCCUAGGCGAGAAUAUCGCAGAUGCUGGAGGGCUAUCUGCCUCAUUCCAAGCGUGGAAGCGCCGCGCAGCCAAGAAACCAAACCAGGACCUACCAGGCCUUGACCAUUUCUCUCACGACCAAACAUUCUUCAUAAACUACGCCAACUGGUGGUGUGGCAAAACGACCAAGGCAUCAGCUAUUAACAGUAUUUACACGGACCCUCAUGCUCCGAAGCGGGCCCGUGUCAUGGGUACCAUGGCGAACAGUCGCGAGUUCAGAGAGAGCUUCAAAUGUAAGGUGAAGGAGCCCACCUGCCAAUUGUGGUAG
This is a messenger RNA of Parastagonospora nodorum SN15, 2094 nucleotides long. RefSeq lists its product as hypothetical. Gene Ontology annotation, cellular component: plasma membrane. Gene Ontology annotation, molecular function: metalloendopeptidase activity. Gene Ontology annotation, biological process: protein processing. Lineage: Eukaryota; Fungi; Ascomycota; Dothideomycetes; Pleosporales; Phaeosphaeriaceae. Bases 1 to 2094 code for a protein of 697 amino acids. The transcript has 6 exons. The record is from RefSeq and is a predicted model, not a curated record.